AUCUGAUAACGUCCGCAAGUUGUGAUUUCUAUAAAAGAACUUACUCGAUCCGUUCACUGACACCCAUUGUCAAUCACUCAAGAUGUCACAACGUCCAGCUUUUACGAAAUGGCUGUGGUGCCUGUUUGCCGUCUACGCAGGACCAGGCUGGGGCAGAGCCGUGUCCGUUCGGACCCCACCUAAGAACCCUACAACAAUCGAGGCUCAGGCGAAAUUCUUUCAGGAUUUUUUCUCAGUACAGUUGAGUCCGUACAAGAUAGAGUUCGGGCACGUGUGCGAGGACCCCGACACGUGGGAGCAGCGAUACGAGAAGAAGGACUUUAAGAACCACAGGGAUAUGGGCAAAGUACGUUGGGGUGACAAACAUGGGGGAUACGGAGAGCAUUACUGGGACUUGAACCAUGCCGGUCACGCCGCUAACCAUGGCAAUGACGAAUAUGAUGGUUCAGAUAAUGAUGGUUCAUAUAAUCACGAAUUAGAUCAUGACCAUGAUGAACAUGAUACAUAUGAUGAACCUAGUGAACAACAACCCACGUAUAAUACAGAAGAAUACGAUCCAGAGCAAGCAGCGAAAUAUGAUGAAAGCGCCAGAGCUAAACGAGCUCACCCUAGAAUCAAAACUGAAAAAAGUUUUGUAAGGCAAGAAGAGAGUGACGAAGAAUCACCAAAAAAGAAGUAUCAGCGAAAAAUCAAACAACGGCAAGCUCCUCAAGAAGAAUCAGUAAAAGAAGCUGAACAAAAUCAACAACCUAAACGUAAAAGAAGGCAAAGAAGACCAGAAAACGAAGAAGAUAACGAAACAAAACAGGCUGCUCUUAAUCAAAAGGAAGAACAGAAGCAAGAACCGCAGUAUUAUGUCAAAGAUAAUGAGGAACAAAGUCAAUCAGAAAAGGAGCCACAGUAUUACGUAAAAGAUAAAAAUGAGGAAAGAAAUGAACAACAACCACAGUACUACGUGAAGAAUAAAAAUGAGGAACAAAAUCAACAACAACCACAGUAUUAUGUGAAGAAUAAAAAUGAGGAACAAAAUCAACAACAACCACAGUAUUACGUGAAGAAUAAAAAUGAGGAACAAAAUCAACAACAACCACAGUAUUACGUGAAGAAUAAAAAUGAGGAACAAAAUCAACAACAACCACAGUAUUACGUGAAGAAUAAAAAUGAGGAACAAAAUCAACAACAACCACAGUAUUACGUGAAGAAUAAAAAUGAGGAACAAAAUCAACAACAACCACAGUAUUACGUGAAGAAUAAAAAUGAGGAACAAAAAGAACAGCAACCACAGUAUUACAUGAAAAGGACAGAAAACCAAUUUGUUCCGUACGAACAAGGUGCAGGAGUGAGACAGCAUCAGCAUCCUGAGCUGACACCAGCCGCUUCAGCCCCAAGACUCUUCUUAGAGCCCACCACUGGGCAUGUUGUGGACAGAGCCACAGGACAAGCCUAUGUUUUACAGCCGAUAACUGUCAAUAAUUAUAAUUAGAUUACUUAGUGUUAGAGUUACAAAUAGGUAAUUUAUUUUGUUAAUAAAAGGACUGUUGAAAUUAA
Molecule: messenger RNA, 1548 nt
Organism: Cydia strobilella
Lineage: Eukaryota; Metazoa; Arthropoda; Insecta; Lepidoptera; Tortricidae
Exons: 4
Coding region: 83-1483 (466 amino acids)
Source: RefSeq, a predicted model, not a curated record